Acromyrmex echinatior (Panamanian leafcutter ant) is the source of this 1596-nucleotide messenger RNA. RefSeq names its product podocan-like. NCBI's taxonomy places the organism in Eukaryota, Metazoa, Arthropoda, Insecta, Hymenoptera, Formicidae. Gene Ontology annotation, molecular function: protein binding. The record is from RefSeq and is a predicted model, not a curated record.
CUCUCUCUCUCUCCAUACUUUACCUUGUAACUCGCGAUGGAAGUUCUUAGUUAGAGUCAGUGUAACUAUUCGCAAUAUUGAAUAUUGCUUGCAAUAUUCAAAAUACAGUCCUCAUAGGAGGUAACCAGAAAUAACUUAAAGUUCACAUCUUUCGAAGAGAAUAUUAUAAAAAUGAGAUUGAUCAUUGCAAAGUUUGUCUUCACAAUCAUCAUCUUCGUUUGCUGGUCUAUAUUAUCAAUAGCAAACGUUGAUCACUUUGCCAUAGAAAAUUAUGUGAACUUCAAAUCACUUCAACCUCUAUGUAAUGAUGAUAUUUCUUUAAAAAACUUCUCAAAUGUUGUGUUCCCUGAAAUCAAGCGGGAUUUCAUCAGCAGCCCUGUGAUUACUUGUCUCAAUCUUACAGGCAAUAAUAUUGAGAAAAUUGAUAGAGGUGCCUUCGAUAGAUUACCAAAUUUAACUCAAUUGUUUCUUUCAAACAAUAAAUGGAGCAGCCCAUGUGAACUUCUUAAUUUUGGAAGUCACGAUAAGUUACAAAUGCUUAUUAUGAAUGGAAAUGCAAAGAACUGCAGCAUCGACAACUAUUACAGAUCAUCUCUACAGAUUUUCGGCGAUUAUUCUAACUUAGAAAUUUUAUCUCUAAGGGAAAAUUGUAUCAAGGAUUUUGUGCUUCACUAUAAUAUAGACUCCUAUUUUGCUCAUAUUCCGAACUUUUCGAUUAAAAGCUGGGUGCCCUUCCCCAAGUUAAAAAUUCUGGAUCUCUCCGGAAACAGGAUAUCAAGAAAUGAUAGGAUUGUAAGACUAUUGUCGAAUAGCUUAUACUUUCUUGAUCUUCAUGAUAAUUUGCUUAAUGAUUUACGCUUAAACGAAAAAGGAAACAAAUUGUUCGCACUGAAUUUGGAUAGAAAUAAUUUUAGCACUAUUAACAGUCAACACGAAUUCCAAACGACUUUAUCGAUGACUUGUCUGAAGGAUCUACACUAUCUUUCUAUUUCCAAAAACAAGAUUCAUACUAUCGAUUCAGGUGCUUUCAAAGACAAUAACAAAUUGCUCUUUUUGAAUUUAUCCUCAAAUGACCUAUAUGACCUAUAUCCGGAAACAUUUGCAAAUUUGCAGUAUUUAAAAACACUCGAUCUGAGUGAAAAUAAAUUCAAGAAUGUUCCGCAAAUUUCAAAUAAAAAAAUUAGCACUUUAUACCUUAAUAACAACUGCAUAUAUAAAAUACUCUCGCACAGUUUCACGCAUAUGCCAAAAUUGGUAAAAUUAUUAAUGAGAGAGAAUCAGAUUUAUGAAAUUGAUGUUAAUGCAUUUGCUCCUCUUAUUGUCCUAGAAGAAUUAGAUUUGUCGAGAAAUUUGUUAAGCUCUUUACCAAAAGGAUUGGCGGAAACUUUUGUAUCUUUGAAAUAUUUGGAUUUAAGUAAGAAUAGAUUCACUUCACUGAAGUCUUUGUUAAUGAAUACAUGGCCAUCGAUAAAAGUAUUAUAUUUAAUAAAAAAUCCAUUAAAAUAUCUUAAUGUUAAAUAUUUUGAAAAUUUACCGCAGAAUCUCACUAUUAACUUGAUAAAUAAUUCAAAUUUUACAACUUACGUAAACGGUAUG